UCCCUACUCUAGGUGUCCUAUGUGAAAGCCAUUGACAUUUGGAUGGCAGUUUGCCUGCUCUUUGUGUUCUCAGCCCUGCUGGAAUACGCUGCUGUUAACUUUGUGUCUCGGCAACACAAAGAGCUGCUCCGAUUCAGGAGGAAGAGGAGACAUCACAAGGAAGAUGAGGCCGGAGAAGGCCGCUUCAACUUCUCUGCCUAUGGGAUGGGCCCAGCCUGUCUUCAGGCCAAGGAUGGCAUCUCAGUCAAGGGCACCAACAACACCACCACCACCAACCCCCCUCCCGCACCAUCUAAGUCCCCAGAGGAGAUGCGAAAACUCUUCAUCCAGAGGGCCAAGAAGAUCGACAAAAUAUCCCGCAUUGGCUUCCCCAUGGCCUUCCUCAUCUUCAACAUGUUCUACUGGAUCAUCUACAAGAUUGUCCGUAGAGAGGAUGUCCACAACCAGUGAAGGGUCUGGGAUGUGGGGGGAGGCUGGGAGAGGGCGGAGUGGAAAUAGCACAGGAAUCUGAGAGCCUAAGGAAGAGAAGGGGAAGAGAGGGAGAGAGCACACAUACACAACUCUCUUUCUCUGCAAUAAGUGCAAUAGCAAAAUGCAGUGAUGCAUGAACUUUA
This is a messenger RNA of Galeopterus variegatus (Sunda flying lemur), 614 nucleotides long. Its product is annotated as glycine receptor subunit alpha-1-like. Gene Ontology annotation, biological process: monoatomic ion transport. The transcript has 3 exons. NCBI's taxonomy places the organism in Eukaryota, Metazoa, Chordata, Mammalia, Dermoptera, Cynocephalidae. Gene Ontology annotation, cellular component: membrane. The record is from RefSeq and is a predicted model, not a curated record. The coding region runs from base 43 to 450 and encodes 135 amino acids.